Messenger RNA from Talaromyces marneffei, 1407 nucleotides. RefSeq lists its product as uncharacterized. The transcript has 3 exons. Gene Ontology annotation, cellular component: nuclear pore central transport channel; nuclear pore. Gene Ontology annotation, molecular function: structural constituent of nuclear pore. The record is from RefSeq and is a predicted model, not a curated record. The coding region runs from base 1 to 1407 and encodes 468 amino acids. Lineage: Eukaryota; Fungi; Ascomycota; Eurotiomycetes; Eurotiales; Trichocomaceae. Gene Ontology annotation, biological process: protein localization to nuclear inner membrane; nuclear pore organization; NLS-bearing protein import into nucleus.
AUGUCGCUUUUUGGUGCGCAACCCCAGCAACAACAGUCUGGAGGAUUGUUCGGUAGUCCAGCGACCAAAAGCCCGAGCCUAUUCGGUAAUACACAGCAGCAACAACCUGCAACAGGCGGCUCGCUAUUCGGCAACGCACAAACCAAACCAGCCACAGGGACAGGUCUCUUCGGCUCGAGUACUACAGCUCAACAACCUGUCGGUGGUGGUGGAUUGUUUGGUGCAUCAACAACAACCCAAACACAGCCGCAGCAGCAAACUUCAAGUUUAUUCGGAGCGUCGCAGAACAAGCCUGCUGGAGGGGGUUUAUUUGGAGGUCAACAGGCCCAGACCGCAGCUCAACCACAGUCGACAGGUCUCUUUGGAGCAACAACCCAACAAAAACCGGCUGGAAGUUUGUUUGGAGCAACUACACAGCAACCGCAGCAGACAGUGACGAGUUUGUUUGGGGCGACGAAUGCUGCGCAGCCGCAGCCGCAGCAGCAGUCGGUAUUUGGUGGUGGAUCCAUGUUCGCGAACCAGCAGCAGCAGCAACAACCACAGCAGCAGCAACAACAGCCGCAAUUGGGACAGUCUUUGGGUCAAUCGCAAUUCGGAUCUUCGUUAUGGUCACCUGGUCGUGCGAUUACUGGAGUGCACCGUACGGUACCUGCACAGAUGGAAAUCAUAAAGGAUAAAUGGGAUCCUACAGUUUUAACAUCGCCUUUCCGCGCAUACACCUACAAUCACCCCGGUGAAGACCAGGCGCCCUUUUUUCAACCCACAUCCGAUGACGACCCAACAAAAUGGGAAGAAGCACUAAAAGCUCGACCGGGUCCCGGCUACGUCCCGGUUAUUGUCAAGGGCUUCAUGGAACUGGGAAAGCGCGCAGCCCGACAAAAGGAUUACCUCAGCGCUAUACAAACGCGCCUACACGAAAUCAACAAUUCCUUGACAGACCUACUCUCACGCCACGACCUGAAGAUUUCGGUGAGAAUAGCUGACUGUCGACGAAAACAUCUUGUGCUCAGUCAACGGUGCCUUUCUCUUGCAGCAAAGACCCAGAUUCUAAGGAAUCGGGGGUAUGCGAUGGAUGAUGCGGAGGAGGAACUCAAGAAGAAAUUGAUACAGUUAGAGCGCGCGAUUUUUGAUCCUUCAAUAACGGGGAGGGCGGAAGAGAUUUGGGCGCGGAUGCUUGCCAUACGGGAACAUUCGAGACGGCUUGCUGCUGAGAUUGAGAAGGCUGGAUCUGUUGGUGGUGGUGUGCAGAACGAUGGGGAUGAUAUGCUUGAUGAGAAUGCCAUCAAGACUGCUAAGAAGAUCCUCGAAGAUUACGCAUCUCAAAUCCAUCACCUCAACAAAGAACUAGCAUCCGUACGCAAAGAAUUAGACGAGGCGCAAGAGCUGGUUGGCACGAAUAGCCCUUGA